Messenger RNA from Oryza sativa Japonica Group (Japanese rice), 1284 nucleotides. RefSeq lists its product as uncharacterized. Lineage: Eukaryota; Viridiplantae; Streptophyta; Magnoliopsida; Poales; Poaceae. Gene Ontology annotation, cellular component: Mpp10 complex; nucleolus; small-subunit processome. Gene Ontology annotation, biological process: rRNA processing. Gene Ontology annotation, molecular function: snoRNA binding; rRNA primary transcript binding. The record is from RefSeq and is a predicted model, not a curated record.
CGCCGCCGGUGAAGCCGCUAGGGUUUAUCGCCGCCGCUCCGACCACUUCACUAGGGUUUUGCACGCGGCGGCGGCGGCGGCGAGAUGCUGCGGCGGAACACGCGGCUCCGGCGGGAGUACCUGUACCGCAAGAGCCUCGAGGGGAAGGAGCGGCAGCACUACGAGAAGAAGCGGCGCCUCCGGGAGGCGCUCGACGAGGGGAAGCCCAUCCCCACCGAGCUCCGCAACGAGGAGCUCGCCCUCCGCCGCGAGAUCGACCUCGAGGACAAGGACUCCGCUGUUCCGAGGAGCCUCAUCGAUGACGAGUACGCGGGCGCGGCGCUCCGCGAGCCCAAGAUCCUACUCACCACCUCUCGCAAUCCCAGCGCGCCCCUCACUCAGUUUGUCAAGGAGCUCAAAGUCGUCUUCCCUAACUCGCAAAGAAUGAACCGUGGUGGUCAGGUGAUAUCGGAAAUUGUUGAGUCUUGCCGUUCGCAUGAUAUCACCGACCUUGUUUUGGUGCAUGAACAUCGUGGCCAGCCCGAUGGUUUAAUCGUCUGCCAUCUUCCAUUUGGGCCAACUGCAUAUUUUGGGUUGCUCAAUGUGGUGACACGCCACGAUAUUAAAGAUAGGAAGGCCAUGGGUAAAAUGUCAGAAGCGUACCCCCAUUUAAUACUAGAUAACUUCACAACCAAGACUGGUGAAAGGACUGCUAAUAUUGUCAAGCAUCUCUUUCCAGUGCCAAAGCCAGAUUCAAAACGGAUAAUUACUUUCGCUAACAGAGAUGACUACAUCUCAUUCAGGCAUCACGUAUAUGAAAAACAUGGUGGCCCAAAAUCCCUUGACCUGAAGGAGGUUGGCCCUCGAUUCGAGUUGCGACUAUAUCAGAUCAAGCGAGGAACUGUCGACCAAGCGGAGGCGCAAAACGAGUUUGUGCUACGGCCAUACAUGAACACAGCGAAGAAGCAAAAAUCUCUUGGUGCCUGAUUAGCCUGCAAGGCUGCAACUGCUGUAGUACAUCAAUUUUGAGUUUCUGUUUCAUCCUUGUAACGUUAGCUCAGUGUGUCUAAUGUAUCCUGCUGUGAUAAUGGUUCCAUCGAAAUAGUUACUGGGUCCAAUUUGUUGGAUUGUUUUUACACCUCUGCUGUGGAUUGGGGCCCAAUAACGGCCAAUUUUUGUAGAAAUGGCAGCCCACAUCAUGCAAGAUAGAACUUCCAAAAUCAUUUAAAGGAAUGUUUUACUGAUGUUAUAAUUGAUGAAUCUGAAUGCAUCAGAUUCAGAGUAUGACACAAGAUGUUAGUUUUU